This is a messenger RNA of Rubroshorea leprosula, 2954 nucleotides long. The record is from the annotation of a GenBank genome assembly. Lineage: Eukaryota; Viridiplantae; Streptophyta; Magnoliopsida; Malvales; Dipterocarpaceae.
CCUUUUUUUUUCUUUUUUUUUUCAAAAUUUUUUUUAACCAACCCAAAAUACAAAUUUAAUACCUCCAACAUAUAAUGUUGGGCUUUUAGUCAAUUGAGUGAAGACAAAAUGGAGCAAAAUGGAAAGGUGCUAUUUUUAUCUGAAUUAUCCUGAAAUGCUGCCAACCGUAAGAACUACCAAAUGUCUUCCUGCACUCCUCUUACCCUCCUCUCUCCUUUGUGCCUUCCACCUCCGAGUCAUCUAUCUGACACUUCCCAAAUCCGACCAACAACCGCCACUUUCUCUCCAAAUUCCCGCUCCCAGCCAUCAUGGGUCGAGUCUCUCCGUUCGAAAAUCCGAUGCAACCAAUUCCAAGAAGCCAUGUCAACUUACAUCAACAUGACCCUUUCAGGCGUCUCACCCGACGACUUCACUUUCCCCGCAGUCUUAAAAGCAGCGGUGGGACUUCAGGACUUGAAUUUGGGGAAGCAGAUUCAUGCCCACGUUGUUAAAUUCGGGUAUGGGUCGUCCUCCGUUACUGUGGCUAAUACCCUUGUUAAUUUGUAUGGUAAAUGCGGGAAUAUGUGGGACGUCUACAAGGUGUUUGAUAGAAUUCCUGAAAGGGAUCAAGUCUCUUGGAACUCCAUGAUUUCUGCCUUGUGUCGAUUUGAGGAGUGGGAAACUGCCUUAGAGGCGUUUAGGUUAAUGUUGCAAGAUGAUGUCGAACCUAGCUCAUUUACUUUGGUGAGUGUGGCACUUGCUUGCUCAAAUUUGAGUAAGCCAGAGGGUUUACGACUUGGAAAGCAAGUUCAUGGAUACAGUUUGAGAAUAUGUGAUUGGAAGACAUUUACCAUAAAUGCUUUGAUGGCCAUGUAUGCUAAACAUGAAAGAAUUGAUGAUGCUAAGGCCUUAUUUCAGUUGUUUGAGGACCGUGAUCUGGUUUCUUGGAACACCAUGUUGAGCUCCUUAGCCCAAAAUGACAAGUUUUUGGAAGCAUUACUGUUAUUCCGUCGCAUGGUUCUUGAAGGGAUUAAACCAGAUGGGGUCACAAUUGCAAGUUUGCUUCCUGCUUGCUCACACUUAGAAAUGAAGGUUGAGAGUGGCUGUCGGGUUUUUGAUGGUAUAAUAGAUGGGAAAACAGCACUUUGGAAUGCUAUAAUCACUGGAUAUGCACAAAAUGAGCAGGAUGAAGAAGCAUUAAUGCUCUUCUUUGAAAUGGAAGCAGUUGCUGGGCUCAUUCCUAAUGCCACCACAAUGGCAAGCAUUGUGCCGGCAUUUGUUCGUAGUGAAGCAUUUCCUCACAAAGAAGGAAUUCAUGGAUAUGUAAUAAAGAGGGGUUUGGAGAAGGACCACUAUGUGCAAAAUGCACUUAUGGACAUGUACGGUAGAAUGGGGAAGAUUGAAAUUUCAAAGACUAUAUUUGACAGCAUGGAAACUAAAGAUAUAGUGUCUUGGAACACAAUGAUAACUGGUUAUGUUGUUUGUGGACGCCAUGACAACGCACUUCUUCUGCUAAGUGAAAUGCAGAGAACUGAAGAAGAAAAUGAUGGAGACCGUUAUGAGGUUGAGAAAAGAGUUCCUUUUAAACCUAAUUCAAUAACCCUUAUGACAAUCCUUCCCGGUUGUGCUGCUCUGGCUGCAUUGGCAAAGGGAAAAGAGAUACAUGCUUAUGCCAUUAGAAACAUUAUGGCAUCAGAUGUUGCAGUAGGAAGUGCAUUAGUUGACAUGUAUGCAAAAUGUGGCUGCUUGAACUUAUCCAGAAAAGUGUUUGAUCAGAUGCCUGUAAGGAGUCUAAUUACCUGGAAUGUUAUUAUCAUGGCUUAUGGCAUGCAUGGGCAAGGAGAGGGAGCAUUGGAGUUGUUCAAUAGAAUGGUGGCAGAAACAGCUAGGGGUAAUGAAGUGAAACCAAAUGAAGUUACUUUUAUUGCAAUUUUUUCAGCAUGUAGUCAUUCAGGGAUGGUAAAUGAAGGGAUGGACAUUUUUUAUAGAAUGAAGGAGGACUAUGGUAUCAAUCCCACACCGGAUCACUAUGCCUGCAUUGUGGAUUUGCUUGGUCGAGCUGCUCAAUUGGAGAAAGCUUAUCAGCUCAUCAGCAUGAUGCCUGCUGAGUUCAACAAGUCUGGUGCCUGGAGUAGUCUGCUUGGUUCUUGUCGAAUACACCAUAAUGUGGAAAUUGGGGAAAUUGCAGCCCAGAAUCUUUUUCUCUUGGAGCCUAAUGUGGCAAGCCACUAUGUUCUACUCUCUAAUAUCUAUUCAUCAGCUCGACUUUGGGACAAGGCAAUGGAUAUUCGGAAGAAGAUGAGGGAAAUGGGGGUAAAGAAAGAACCAGGAUGUAGUUGGAUAGAGUUUGGUGAUGACGUUCAUAAAUUUAUUGCUGGCGAUGCAUCACACCCUCAAAGUGAAUGUCUCUAUGGAUUCCUUGAAACCCUCUCAGAAAAGAUUAGAAAGGAGGGGUAUGUUCCUGAUACUUCUUGCGUACUUCACAACGUUGAUGAAGAUGAGAAAGAAACUUUACUCUGCGGGCACAGUGAAAAACUGGCAAUAGCCUUUGGUAUCCUCAACAAUCCUCCUGGGACUACCAUAAGAGUUGCAAAGAACCUCAGAGUCUGUAAUGACUGCCAUGAGGCUACUAAAUACAUCUCAAAGAUAAUGGAUCGAGAAAUAAUCCUAAGGGAUGUGAGAAGGUUUCAUCACUUCAGGAAUGGAGUUUGUUCAUGUGGGGAUUAUUGGUGAAAAAAGAAUCGAAACCCAGCUUUCAUCUUCAGAGAAACAAGCUAUAUCUUGUGGUAAUCACUGCCUGCUAGGCUGCUACUUUACCAAACCAUAUAUCAUCCAUUCUUAACAUAUUUUGUGUCACUAGACCUUGCAUUAUACUUUCAUCUUUCGAUACACACGCAAGGAAAAAUUAACAUAGGAUUUGUUUUUUAGAUUGUACCCAAAUUUACCCAGAGAAGGAAUAUAAUUUAGUUUGAAUU